AUGGAGACUCAAGAACAGACUCGUCCGGUCGCCGACCCCCUAGGCGAGCUCUCCCAUCAACAGCGUUUCUUCAACUACUUUCAGCAUGAAAUAACCGCUCUCCAAGAUGAAAUGGACCGUCUCGCAGAAACUGCCCUCAUAGGCGGCGAGCGCUCUGAUGCCAUGGACCAUUGCCUCGCUGGCAUCACGCGACUAUCUGGCGAAGUCAAGGACGCUUCAGGCUAUAUCCCACCCUACGAUCAGAGAACCUACGGCGAGGCUAUCAAGGCUCUGCAAGAGAAGCUGGAAGAAACACGCAGGUCUCACGCUCCUAAACCCAAGUUUUCCUUCAAGUCAAAAUCUCCUUCCGCCCUAUCCCUCAGCGAUGCUGCCGAGCUGGCGGCAGAGAAACGUCGAGGUGUACCAGGCUAUCUAUCGCCUUCCUCCAAUCCCUCGUUUGUCAAUACUCCUAGCUACAUCAACACCCCCGCCAACGAGAGGGCACAGGACGAGCAGGAUGCAAUACCCGAGGGAAAUGAGGAACCCAGACAAGAAGACGAAACCUCCGUCACGAUCAAUACCGAAAUGAAAGCACAGCCACCGCCAACCGACCCUGCACAAGACAGUGACCGCCCAUCGUUAUCCACAACGACAACCUCAACCUCCAUCUCAAAUCAAUCUGGCACACACAUCAUCCUGCCCUCGUCGGCCCCAAACACGCGAACACCGUGCUCGCUCUCGAAGCUCAGUGGGUGUGUGGUCGAUCUAUCCGUUCCCACGACCGCCACAGCACCCUUCGCGAGUAUAACCAUCACUUCCGUCUCCUCGUCUCUGAUACUCUGUGGUUCCGUCUCCGGCCCUGCACACAUCACAGGCGUAAAGAGCAGCGUACUCGUGCUCAAAUGCCGCCAGUUCCGCAUGCACGACUGUGAGAACGUGGAUGUCUACUUGCACUGCACGAGUCGACCGAUUAUUGAGAAUUGCAAGGGUAUAAGGUUCGCUGUAUUGCCCAAGUUCCAUAGUGACCUCAUCUCCGAGUCCCAAGAAGAUCCCUCCGCCGUGCCCAACCAAUGGAACCAGAUCGACGACUUCAAGUGGCUCUCCCCCGAUAAACCCAGUCCGAAUUGGUCACUGUUGCCACCUGAAGACAGUGUACCAGAUGAGACCUGGCGAGAGAUCGUCCCUGGUGGACCUGGCUGGACCGUGGGUGAUAUCCUGAAGGCCGCGGGUGUGGGUAGCGGUAGUUGA
Fonsecaea multimorphosa CBS 102226 is the source of this 1227-nucleotide messenger RNA. RefSeq lists its product as uncharacterized. Gene Ontology annotation, cellular component: cytoplasm. The record is from RefSeq and is a predicted model, not a curated record. The coding region runs from base 1 to 1227 and encodes 408 amino acids. Lineage: Eukaryota; Fungi; Ascomycota; Eurotiomycetes; Chaetothyriales; Herpotrichiellaceae. The transcript has 3 exons. Gene Ontology annotation, biological process: tubulin complex assembly; post-chaperonin tubulin folding pathway.